ACCUUGGCGCCAAACAAACCUUUUAGGCUCUCCAAAGCAAAACACAGAAAACAACAAGGAAAACAAAGCAAAACAUGAAAACUCCAAAACCCAUCUCUCCUUUUAGGCUCUCCUCUCUUCUCCGCAGCGAAAAAGAUCCGACCCUCGCUUUCAACAUCUUCAAAAACCCAAACCCAGACCUCAAACCUCCCGGCAAACCCUUCCGCUACUCCCCGCUUUCCUAUGAUCUCAUCAUAACCAAGCUUGGCAGGGCCAGAAUGUUUGAUGAGAUGGAACAAGUUCUACACCAACUUAAAAAUGAUGCCCGUUUAGCCCCAGAAGAGAUCAUCUUUUGCAAUGCCAUGAAGUUCUAUGGUCGUGCGUGCUUGCACGAACGUGCACGUCAAUUGUUCGAGGAAAUGCCUGAAUAUCGUUGCCAAAGGACAGUAAAGUCUGUAAACUCGUUGUUGAACGCGCUUUUGUUGAGCGAAAAGUUUGAUGAAAUGAAGCAAGUGUUUUUCGGUAUGGAAAAAUAUGCCCGUCCGGAUGCUUGUACUUAUAAUAUAUUGAUUCGUGCCUGCUGUUUAAGUGGGUGUUUGGAUGAUGCUUCAAACCUGUUUGAUGAAAUGCAGAGGAAAGGUGUCAAGCCUAAUGCGGUGACGUUUGGGACGUUGAUUCAAGGGCUUUGUAUGGAGAUGAAGGUAAAGGAAGCAUUUAAGUUGAAGGCGGAUAUGGUUAGGCUUCAUGGUCUGUGUCCCAGUCCAUGUACUUACUCCAUGAUGAUUAAAGGGCUUUGUAGGAUUGGUGAGUUGAGUUUGGCAAUUAGGCUUAAGGAGGAAAUGGUUGGGAAUAAGAUGAAAGUGGAUUCAUCUACAUAUUCUACUUUAAUUAGUGGGCUUUUUAACGUUGGGAGACAGGACAAGGCUCUUGGGAUCUUUGAGGAAAUGGCUUUAAAUGAGUGUAAACCAGGUACGGUUACCUACAAUGCGAUGAUUAAUGGGUUCUGUAAGGUGAAGGAUUUUGAAGCAGCUUACAGAGUUCUUGAAGAUAUGGCUAAGAAACAGUGUAAGCCAGAUGUUAUUAGUUAUAACAUCUUAAUUGGUGGGUUGUGCAAGGAAGGGAAGUGGAGUGAAGCUAAUGAUUUAUUUGAAGAUAUGCCAAGGCAGGGGUGUAAACCUGAUGUUGUGUCAUAUAGGUUGCUUUUUGAUGGGCUUUGUGGUGGAUUGCAGUUCAAGGAAGCAGCAUUCAUUAUGGAUGAGAUGAUUUUUAAGGGCUAUGUGCCGCAUUGUGCAAGUAUACAUAAAUUUGUCUCUGGGUUGUGUCAGAAAGCGGACAUGAAGUUAUUAUUGAUGGUUUUGAAUAGUCUAGCAAAAGCAAAUGCAAUUGAUCAAGAUGCAUGGCUGAUGGUGAUUUCUAAGGUUUGCCAGGAGGAUAAACUGUCAAUUUCAUCUGAGAUUCUGGAUGCUCUGAUGCUGUAGUGGUAAUGACAAUGUUGGUUUAUCCUGUCAUGACCUUGUUUUAAGUUUUAACGUCUUUGAAUGUGGAUAAUUUGGAAGUCAAGUUGCAACUUAGCUAGCGAUGUGUCAUUGUGCCAUUCAUAAUAUUUAGCUUGGCUUGUAGUUUGACCAUUUAAGUUCUUUAUGCAAUGAACUGAUUAGACCACAAAGAGAGUUGUGUUUCUGGUUUGCAAGAGGUAAAGAUUUAUAUCAAGAGAAGCUUGAAUAUUUUGAGGUUAGGUAGUAGUUGCCUAUUGGACUUGUAGGUGUAUAUGGCUGUUUGACGUUACAUUGGUAACUGAUUGCUUUAUGAGGUACAAGCAUGAGUCAACUGCUUAACUGGUUUCUCCUCUUAACUAGCAGCAUCUGCUAUCUCACAGAAAUUUGGAACUGGAGCAUUCAGUAGAUUCGAUGCCAACUGUUGUUCUGAUUAUACGCUCCCAAUUUUCUUGAAAGUUGGCCUUAUUAUUGGAUUAUCGUGAUUUUCUUUUGAGUUAAAUUCCCUAGACAGUUGUGAAUGACUCAAAUGUAGCAAUUUUGUGAAGUAAACUAUUGGGGCGAGGGACGGGGACCCAAAAGACAGCUUAUGGGAUGUUUAUAUAAGAGAAUUCUGAAGCGAGAAAAUAGAAUACGUAUGGUUGCCAUGGCUUUCGAAUGGCAAGGAGCAGGGCUUUUGAAUACACAGGAGCUUAAUUGAUUGUAAAAUGGGAUAUGUGCAGAUUGUGUGUUUAUUGAUCUUGUUUGUACAGAUAGUUUUAAAUUGUAAAGUGGCAUACGGCAGAUUAUGUGUUUAUAUGAGAAUUCUUAUACUAUAUAUUAUUGAGCAUGUAUAUCCUAUCAGGCUAUCACUUAUCA
This is a messenger RNA of Theobroma umbraticum, 2330 nucleotides long. Its product is annotated as Pentatricopeptide repeat (PPR) superfamily protein. The record is from RefSeq and is a predicted model, not a curated record. Gene Ontology annotation, cellular component: mitochondrion. Gene Ontology annotation, molecular function: protein binding; mRNA binding. NCBI's taxonomy places the organism in Eukaryota, Viridiplantae, Streptophyta, Magnoliopsida, Malvales, Malvaceae. Gene Ontology annotation, biological process: mitochondrion organization; RNA processing.